ACAGGAAUAUUUUGGAUCCAGGAAUGAGUAUCAUUAUUUCUUUACUAAAGGACUUUGGACUUUAACUCUAGAUACGAAUUAAUUUUUUUUUCUCUUAUUCAAUAAUCCAUUAAGAAGCAGUAAUUAACAAUUAUACGUUGCAACAAUGUUGGCCACAUAUUUUAGAACAUUACGACUUAGUAAUAAAUUUGGUUCAUUGGCACGUUAUGAAUCCACAUUAGUUAUCGCAGAACACAACAAUGAAUCAUUAUUACCUAUCACUUCCAAUGCUCUGAGCGCUGCUAGCAAGAUUGGUGGAGAUGUCACUGUUCUUGUUGCUGGUACUAAGUGUGAUGUAGUCGCGCAAACUGUUAGUAAAGCAAAGGGUGUAUCCAAAGUACUGAUAGCGGAUAAUGAAGCAUUUAAAGGAUUACUUCCAGAGGUAUUGACUCCUCUUAUUAUUGCAACUCAAAAUGAGCACAAAUUUACUCAUAUUUUGGCUGGUGCCACUGCUUUUGGUAAAGCAUUGCUACCAAGAGUUGCAGCUAAAUUAGAUGUAUCUCCAGUAAGUGAUAUCAUUGGAAUCAAAGCACCAGAUACAUUUGUGCGUACAAUUUAUGCAGGAAAUGCAAUUCAAACUUUGAAGUCCAAAGAUAAUGUAAAAGUAGUUUCUGUGAGGGGCACUUCAUUCGAACCAAUGCCUUUGGAAGGAGGGAAUGCUAAAUGUGAACCUGCACCAACCGGUGACUACAAAUCAAAGUUAAUAGAGUUUAUUAAACAAGACUUAACAAAGUCUGAUAGACCAGAAUUAACAUCAGCAAAGGUUGUUGUUUCUGGAGGAAGAGGAAUGAAAUCUGGAGAUAACUUCAAAUUAUUGUAUACAUUAGCUGAUAAACUUAAUGCAGCAGUUGGUGCAUCUCGUGCUGCAGUUGAUGCUGGUUUUGUGCCCAAUGAUUUACAAGUUGGACAAACUGGAAAAAUUGUUGCUCCUGAUCUAUAUAUUGCUGUGGGCAUUUCGGGAGCAAUUCAGCACCUCGCUGGUAUGAAAGACUCCAAAACAAUUGUUGCAAUUAACAAGGAUCCGGAAGCCCCCAUCUUCCACGUCGCUGAUUAUGGUUUAGUUGCCGAUCUGUUCAAGGCUGUGCCAGAGCUUUCAGAAAAAUUAUAAAUUUUGACGAAAUAGAUGAAAAUAUUUUUACUACAAACAUUUUUAUAAAAAUGAUAUAUACAAAUAAAUAAAAGAUUAUCGAAUGUAUUAAAUUUUCUACGCAAUCGAAAACUCUGUAUACAAAUUUUUUAUUUACAUUUUAUGUACAUAUAUGUAAAAUAAUAAUUAUGGUUAUUUGUA
Hylaeus anthracinus is the source of this 1327-nucleotide messenger RNA. It is a transcript of the gene wal, whose product is annotated as electron transfer flavoprotein subunit alpha, mitochondrial. Gene Ontology annotation, cellular component: mitochondrion. Bases 146 to 1147 code for a protein of 333 amino acids. Lineage: Eukaryota; Metazoa; Arthropoda; Insecta; Hymenoptera; Colletidae. The transcript is spliced from 4 exons. Gene Ontology annotation, molecular function: electron transfer activity; flavin adenine dinucleotide binding. The record is from RefSeq and is a predicted model, not a curated record.